CAUUCGCGAAACUGCUCAGUGGUUAUAUACUUCCCACUCCACAGUCCCCGUAGUGUUAUUCUCUUGUUUCACAGUUUUUCUCUCAUCCCUUGCCUUUUCCCUUAGGGUUUGGUUUCCAUUUUUUCUGCUGUUUUGUUCUCAGAGUUUUGUCAAAGGGUGCAAUGUUUAGAGGUUUGUAAGAACAGUGGUCUAGAAUAAGGACGAGGAUAAGAAAAAUAAAAUAAAUAAAAAGAAUUAUCUUCUUCGUAUUCCCCUGCUAAGUCCCCAUAGCGUUAUUUAUUUAAUCUGUUAUGAAAUUUGUUUUUGGUAUUUAAGAAGGUAGAGAGUUAAGGAUAUUAAAUAUGGACACAAAGGUGAUUUCUUCCGGAGUCCAGUACUCAAAUCUGCCGGAGAGUUACAUCCGACCGGAAUCGGAGCGACCUCGUCUGGGCGAAGUGUCGGAGUUCGAGGAUGUUCCGAUAGUCGAUUUGGGUUGUGAAAACAGAGCCCAGAUUGUGCGGGAAAUCGGUGAAGCGUGCAGGUCCUUUGGGUUUUUCCAGGUGAUGAAUCACGGGGUGGGUGUAGAAGCUGUUCGGGAAAUGACAGAGGUGGCACAUGGUUUCUUCAAAUUGCCUGUGGAGGAGAAACUGAAGUUGUACUCUGAAGACCCUUCAAAAACAACAAGACUCUCCACUAGUUUCAAUGUGAAGAAAGAGACCGUCCAUAAUUGGAGGGAUUAUCUCAGACUUCAUUGCUACCCAUUGGACAAAUAUGUUCCUGAAUGGCCUUCUAGUCCUCCCUCUUUCAAGGAAAGCGUGAAAAAAUACUGCGAAGAGGUUCGGGAAUUAGGGUUGAGAAUAGAGGAAUACAUAGGAGAGAGUUUGGGGCUGGAGAAAGAUUACAUAAAGAAUGUUUUGGGUGAACAGGGGCAACACAUGGCGGUGAACUAUUAUCCACCGUGCCCACAACCGGAACUCACUUAUGGGUUACCGGGUCACACCGACCCGAAUGCACUCACAAUUCUGCUCCAAGAUCUCCACGUUGCCGGUCUUCAAGUUCUCAAGGACGGAAAAUGGCUCGCCGUUAAGCCCCACCCCAAUGCCUUCGUCAUUAACAUCGGCGAUCAACUCCAGGCUUUGAGUAAUGGGCUUUAUAAGAGUGUAUGGCACCGUGCUGUUGUGAAUGUUGAUAAGCCCAGGCUUUCUGUGGCUUCAUUUCUUUGUCCGAACGAUGAGGCAUUGAUUAGCCCAGCUAAACCACUCACUGAAGAUGGAUCUGAAGCCGUAUACAGAGGAUAUACGUAUGCUGAAUAUUAUAAGAAGUUUUGGAGCAGGAACUUAGACCAGGAACACUGUUUGGAACUUUUCAAGAACAAGUAACCUGGCAAGAACAAAAAAUGUUUUCAUGUUUUGUCCUACAUUGCUCCUUUCUUCCCAUCCUAUCCGCACUCCUUGAAGCUCAGUGUUGUUGUCAGUUCUUCAUUUCUUUUUGUUAUCACAAAUUGUGUUUUUGUGUCAGACGCUCAUGAUUUCUGGUGGAGGAAGGUGUUUUCCUACCAGCCAUCGUGCUCUAUUUGAUUUAUGGUAGGAAGAAAAAUAUGUUAUUUAACAUUCAUAUAUUGAACCUUCCAAAUUUCCUAGUGCUACUCAUGUAUACUUGGUCUCAUAGAGAAGUGCCAGGGAAAAGUAUUUUAAGUUUAGAAUUCUAUUGUCGCCAUUCUCACAAUCAUGUUUCUCAAAUAUUAUAUUUCUUGGGCU
This is a messenger RNA of Vigna unguiculata (cowpea), 1736 nucleotides long. RefSeq names its product 2-oxoglutarate (2OG) and Fe(II)-dependent oxygenase superfamily protein (gene DMR6). The record is from RefSeq and is a predicted model, not a curated record. Lineage: Eukaryota; Viridiplantae; Streptophyta; Magnoliopsida; Fabales; Fabaceae.